GGAGAGGGGCGGGGGAGGCGGAUGAGGAGGAUGAGAUCAUAGCUUCAGGAUCCUCAGGAAACCCUGGUACAGGCAGCAGCCAGCCUCCGCUGUGCCCACAUGACCCACAACUCUGGCAGCGGACCCGGCACUUCCAACAUUACUAAAUAAUCAGAGAGCGGCUCCCACUCUGGGCCCACACCUCCCUGCAGACGAUGGACACCUUCUAAGAGUUUGGCGAGUGGGUGACCCAGGCGCCCGUCCAUUGCAAGAUAAACAGGAUUUAUAAGCCCUGGGGAGCCCUUGAGAAGUCUUCAAAUGCCACAAUCAACUGCUAUUUCAAAGAAAACAAAAUAGAUGGUUCUGGGAAGUCCAUGCUGUUUCUCCAUUGAAUUUUAGAAUGAUUGAAGAUAGUGGGAAAAGAGGAAAUACCAUGGCAGAGAGAAGACAGCUGUUUGCAGAGAUGAGGGCUCAAGAUCUGGAUCGUAUCCGACUCUCCACCUACAGAACAGCAUGCAAGCUGAGAUUUGUGCAGAAGAAAUGCAAUUUGCACCUGGUGGACAUCUGGAAUGUCAUCGAAGCGCUGCGGGAAAAUGCUCUGAAUAACCUGGACCCAAACAUAGAACUCAACGUGGCCCGCCUGGAGGCUGUGCUCUCCACCAUUUUUUACCAGCUCAACAAACGGAUGCCAACCACUCACCAAAUCCAUGUGGAGCAGUCCAUCAGCCUCCUGCUGAACUUCCUGCUCGCAGCCUUUGACCCGGAAGGCCAUGGUAAAAUCUCAGUAUUUGCUGUCAAAAUGGCUUUGGCCACGUUGUGUGGAGGGAAGAUCAUGGACAAGUUAAGAUAUAUUUUCUCAAUGAUCUCUGACUCCAGUGGAGUGAUGGUUUAUGGAAGAUAUGACCAGUUCCUUCGGGAAGUUCUCAAACUUCCCACAGCGGUCUUUGAAGGUCCUUCAUUUGGUUACACAGAACAGUCAGCCAGAUCCUGUUUCUCCCAACAGAAAAAGGUCACAUUAAAUGGCUUCUUGGACACGCUCAUGUCGGACCCUCCUCCCCAGUGCCUGGUGUGGCUGCCUCUUCUGCAUCGACUGGCGAAUGUAGAAAAUGUCUUCCAUCCGGUCGAGUGCUCCUACUGUCACAGUGAGAGCAUGAUGGGAUUUCGCUACCGAUGCCAGCAGUGUCACAAUUACCAGCUUUGCCAGGACUGCUUCUGGAGGGGCCACGCAGGAGGUUCCCAUAGCAACCAGCACCAGAUGAAAGAGUACACGUCGUGGAAAUCACCUGCUAAGAAGCUAACGAAUGCACUAAGCAAGUCCCUGAGCUGUGCUUCAAGCCGUGAACCUUUGCACCCCAUGUUCCCAGAUCAGCCUGAAAAACCACUCAACUUGGCUCAUAUCGUUGAUACUUGGCCUCCAAGACCUGUAACCAGCAUGAACGAUACUCUCUUCUCCCACUCUGUUCCCUCCUCAGGAAGUCCUUUCAUCACUAGGAGUAUGCUUGAGAGUUCAAACCGACUUGAUGAAGAACACAGGCUGAUCGCCAGGUAUGCCGCACGCCUGGCAGCAGAAUCCUCAUCCCAGCCAACUCAGCAGAGGAGUGCUGCUGACAUCUCCUUCACCAUCGAUGCAAAUAAACAACAAAGGCAGCUGAUUGCGGAGCUAGAAAACAAGAACAGAGAAAUCUUACAAGAGAUCCAGAGACUCCGGCUAGAACAUGAGCAAGCUUCUCAGCCCACACCGGAGAAGGCUCAGCAGAACCCAACCUUGCUGGCAGAACUCCGGCUCCUCAGACAGCGCAAGGACGAGCUAGAGCAGAGGAUGUCUGCUCUCCAGGAGAGCCGGAGAGAGCUAAUGGUCCAGUUGGAAGGUCUCAUGAAACUACUGAAGACCCAGGGGGCAGGGUCCCCUCGCUCUUCCCCCAGCCACACCAUCAGCAGGCCAAUUCCCAUGCCCAUCCGGUCAGCAUCUGCCUGCUCCACACCAACGCACACUCCUCAGGACUCCCUCACUGGGGUAGGGGGAGAUGUGCAAGAGGCAUUUGCACAGAGUUCAAGAAGGAAUUUAAGGAAUGACUUGCUAGUGGCGGCAGAUUCCAUCACUAACACCAUGUCCUCUCUGGUGAAAGAGCUGAAUUCAGAGGUGGCAAGUGAAACAGAAGGCGCUGUGGAGUCUGAAUUUGCAAGAACUCAGUUUGAAGGUCUGGUUCCAUCGCCAACCUCUGAAAAGGCUUUUCUAGCCCAAAUUCACGCCCGAAAACCUGGGUACAUUCAUAGUGGAGCUACAAGAACCAUGCACGGUGACAUCGUCCCAGAAGACGGGGAUUCUUACGUCCAACCCGAGGAUGAGAACUACGAGAACGAGUCUGUGCGGCAGCUGGAGAGUGAGCUGCAGAUGGAGGAAUACCUGAAGCAAAAGCUGCAGGAUGAAGCCUUCCAGGUCAGCUUGCAAGGUUGAAUGCAAUGUCCUUUUCUCACUCUCCUCUCAAGCAAGCUAUAGUCAGACAAAUGAUGAAAGUAACAUGACAUCCGGUGAUGGAGAGAGCUGUACCUACAAAGAGGAGGAAGACAGCAGCGCGGCCGCAGCCUCACCCUCGCUUGGAGAGAGGAGCCACCACAUCCAGCAGCUCCAACACCCCCCUCCCCUAAGAUGUGUUCCGAUGCCUGUAGUGCAGCUAGCUUUCUGUUCUAAGAUUUGUAGUUCAUAGGUGUGUGUUUUAGAGUGGGGGGUGGGGGAGACAAGACUUCUGUUCCUAGACACUGUAUCAACUCCAUCUCCUGUAACAUGGCUCAUCCCUGGUUCAAAGCAAAUAUCCACAGGCUGAGAGCCUGCUGCUGUUACACCAGGCAGUAGUAUUAACGAGCGUUUUAAACCUUUGCACACAAUAUUGAACCCGUUCAGUUUACAAUGACAAUAUUAAUACUGUUUGUAGCUAGGAGUUUCUGGAUUCUUUGAGAUUUUAGCAAAGACGGUUUAAUUAUAUACUAUACAUUUUCAAAAAACAACAACAAUCUGCAAUAGGAUUUGGUUUCUGAAUGUCAAGACUCAGAACCCAGAAGCCAAGAAGGGUCUUUGGCCUGCCCAUGUCUCCAAGUCCCUCUGAGAAAUUAAUUAAACCUGCCACCACCAAAAAUGAUGGGGUUGGGGGGAGGGGCGCAUAUUUCCAACUUUGGGUUGUUUUCCUUUAAGAUAUUCUAAUGAGUCAGCCAUAGAAUUUAAUGUAAAUACUUUUUCCAAAUAGAUAUCAUAUUCAAAAAAAAAAGAGAGAGAGAGAGAGAGAGACAACAUUCAAAUGAUAUAGAAUCUAGUUUUUAAAAUCAACACAGAUCUUCUUAAAAACUGUGAACUAUGUUUUUGGAAUACUCGUUACUAAAGCUGUCUAUAAACCACAGGUGCCAUAAGAUUCCCCCAACGGACUCCAGCUAUCUGCAUUCCCCCAGGUCCUGCUCUCCACACUGUAUCCUUAGGAAGCAUGUCUUACCCAGCACUGCUCAUUGACAAGUUCCCUCAUCGGGUAGUUCCGAGGCCUUCAGCUUUAAAAGUAUGGGCUUAAAGCGCGCUUGCAGACAUUCGCUCGCCCUCUGCUUUUUCUUUCUGAAUGUUGAUUGCCUUACCUGACCACCUGUUGUUCUGCAUGCAGCCGUGCGUGGUCAUGUGAAAGCAGGAGGAGACAGGCUCUUCCAUGUGGUAUUGGGAUUUCACACUCAGUUGUUUGCUGGUGUGUGAAAGAACUCUCAAAGACAAGAGGAUAAACGCCUGUGGAUGGUCCUUCACGAGGCCCCUCAGUAGAGAGACCUCAAAAGGACCUCCCUUUAGUGAUCCUGGGGAAAAUGGAAACGAAACUGGUUAUUUCAAGAUCUGUUGUACAAGGAAAAGAAAGAGCCAGACACCCGCUGGCUGUCUUAAACUCGCAGCCUCUCUGGAAUUCCUGGUUUUUUUCUUCUAAAAGAAAGAAGGGAAUAUCUUUGCAGAACAAUGAGUCUCAGAAUGUGUCCCUCAGACCAGCAAUGUUCGAGUCACCCAAAAGUCUUAGCAAUGCAGUUUCCUAGGCUCCAAACCCUACUGACCCACUGAAUUCAAAACUCUUGGGUCUGGGCCUAGUGAUCCAUGUUUUAAUCAGCCCUCCUAACAGUUCGGACGUAUUCUAUAAGAUGGAAGUCCUUGUCCUAGCGUUCUAUAACAAGGACUGAAAAAGGCCUUAUCCAGACCAGGCUGUAGCUCAGUUGGUCGAGUGCUUGCCUAGCAUACACAAAGCUCUGGGUUCAAACUUCCAGAGCUUUGUAAACCUGGCCUGGUAAACGGAUGCCUGUGAUUCUAGCACUCAGGAAAUGGAGGCAGGAAGAUCAGGAGGUCAAGGUCGUCCUCAGCUAUGUAGUAAGUUGGAGGCCAGCCUAGGCUACAUGAGACCCUGUCUUGAAGGAGCGGGGGACUGCUCAGAAUAAAUGAGAAAUGUCCUAAGUGGACCACAGAUUCAAUUUGCUCACUAAUGGGCAGAAGCCCCCUCCCACCCCAUACACCUAGACUGUAUUGAGUGGCUAAGAACUCCCUUUCUGACCCCACUGUCUUCAGAGGACUAUUGGGUGUUCUUGCCUCUGCAUUUGGUCAGAAACCUCCUUGGCUGCCCUUUAAACAAAAUCAUUUGCCUUGAGGAUAGCUGAGGGUUUGAUUGGCAUCAGUAGAGGACCCCGCACUCUCCCUGGGUGUUCUUAGUCUAUUUCUCUCCAGAAAACCCGCCUCACAAAAUUCCCUGAGCACAGGCUAGCACCAAAGUUUCACAACUGCACAGUUCUCUGAUUUCUUUGCACAGGUGGAUUUGAUUGCGGGUUUUGUUGGUAUGUCUUAAUGUUCAUCUCUCUUCCCCUGCCCAUCCUUUGUGAAAUCACACCUCUCUAGAUGGUGCAGGUGGCCAUUGGUGCCUCAUACUCAGUACUGAAAACCACUACAUCUCAGAUACCUGCAUUCUGUCAGCUCGAAUCAGAGCCACAUAGUACAUCAGAACUCAGACCCUGCUGGUGGCCCUCAGCCACCGACGGGACUGAGCUGACCCAUGUUGUCUCUUUGGUUUUCUACAUCCAAAUGUGUGUCUAAGGUUGGAACCAUUCUACUGAAAACCUUCCCUCUUGUCACAGCCUCCAUUGCCAAGCAGCUCCAUCCCAUAAUAUAGACUCCACCGUACAAAGCCAUUACAGGAACUCUGGAAACCACUACCAGUGAGCAAUUUCUCACUAACCAGCCACCUUUUCUUUCUCUUAGCUCCACGUCAGCACUGAGACCAGAUUCAAGCACCCCUGUCCUGUAACCGAGACAAAAUGGCGUGUGUUGUUUUGGGGUUUUGUGAUUGUCGGUGGGUUCCUUUCCUUGGCUCUCCAAAUUUACUUUUGGGGCCUGUUCUAAAUGCAAACCCAGCAGGUUUCGUCUGUCCUGUCCAUUCCAUUCAGCUAUAUCUCGCAGGGGUUGUUCUUUCUUAUCCCACAACAAAUUGCACAUCCACAUCCAUCAGCACUGAUGGCCUAUGAAUGGGCAAUGGUCUAACACCGCCAAACCUCCCCCACAGCACUGUGGCCAGGAGGUGGGUGAAAUCUACUGUACAGGAUUCAGGAAUUGGUUGUGGUUUGUCGGGAUGGAAGUUGGGGUAAGUCUGGUUGGUCAGAGGGAGACGUGUUGGAGAUUAUGAAGAUGGAUUAUUGGAUGAUCUACAAUAAGGCAGGGAAGGUUCAUUUGUAAGUAGUAAUGUGAACUGAAUUGCAUUAAGAUUGUGGCCUUUGUGUGAUAUAUAUUAUGUAUUUUCUUAUAUGCAUGAGCCAAACUGUUGCGAUAUAAUUUAGCAUUGGUGUCUGCUCUUAUUUUGACCAUCUUCGUCCACCAUUAUUAGUUCUUGGCUGUUAAGUGUAGAUAGAUCUUGUAAAUAUGGCGACCUUUGGUUGCUGAGUUCACUUUGGUUCAAUUCCACACAAGGAACCACACACAAAGAACUCCACUGUGUCCUCAGAAGACAGGGCACUUUUACCUUGAACCAAAAAAAGGAAAAAAAAAAUCGGAAGCAUUCAUUGUAUCUUGAAGCUAAUUAACAUAAGACAUUUUAAAUUGUGACUACUACAAUUUGACCCCAUUUGAAAUAACCGAUUCAGAAACACUAAAGAUUUCACAAUAUUCAGUGGUAUUGUAACAAAACUACUAUAAUAUGUUGUUUUGUUUUGUUGAUAUUGCUGUUAAGUAUUGUUUUGUGUGUGUGUGUGUGUGUGUGUGUGUGUGUGUGUGUGUGUGUGUGUGUAUGAGAACCUCCUGGGGACAUGUUAUAUUUUGAAGUGAUUAAACUAUUUAAUUGUGUGUCUAUAUUUUGGAAUGGAAUUAUUUCUUCAUUAAAAAUGUUUUUUAAAACAC
Onychomys torridus (southern grasshopper mouse) is the source of this 6358-nucleotide messenger RNA. RefSeq names its product dystrobrevin alpha (gene Dtna). The transcript has 22 exons. Gene Ontology annotation, molecular function: zinc ion binding. NCBI's taxonomy places the organism in Eukaryota, Metazoa, Chordata, Mammalia, Rodentia, Cricetidae. The record is from RefSeq and is a predicted model, not a curated record. The coding region runs from base 380 to 2434 and encodes 684 amino acids. Gene Ontology annotation, biological process: synaptic signaling. Gene Ontology annotation, cellular component: plasma membrane; synapse.